CAUCAGGACGUUAUUCGCGGAAGUAGCCGGCAGAGGAUGCGACCUGCCAGCGCGCAGGAGGGAAAGAAGUGAGAGCUGCGGACCUGAUGCGCUGAGAUCCGUUUCAAUAACAACACUUUCGGUCCGUUUCUCACGCGUCUCCGGUCCCGUUAACACCGGACCGGUGGAAGGUCUUAUUUCGAGGUAUGGGAGCGCUGCAGUCCCUACCGGGUCACCCAGAGUACGUUGAUCUGGCGGAGAAGACGGGCUUUUCUUUUGAGCAGAUUGGAAUCCUCCAUAACAGAUUCAAGCAGUUGAGCCACAACGAAGAAACUCUGCUGAGAGAAAACUUCAGCAAAAUCCCUGAUCUUGAAUGCAAUCCCAUCCGUUCUCAAAUCAUAGAGGCCUUCUUUGACAGAAGAAACUUUCGUCAGAAUGGCGAGGGUACUGUCGAGGAGAUCGGCUUCGAGGAGUUUCUGGUGACCAUGUCCCAUUUCAGGCCCCCGACGCUGAACAUGUCGGAGCAUCAGCGUGAGGGCGUCAGGAGGGAUAAACUGAGAUUUUUAUUCAACAUGCAUGACACGGACAACGAUGGGACGAUAACCCUGGAGGAAUACAGACACGUGGUGGAGGAGCUGCUAUCUCUCAGCGAGGCAAUGGAGAAGGACACGGCCAAAAGCAUAGCUGAUGCCGCCAUGUUGGAAGUGGCCAGUAUCUCAAUGGGUCACAUGGAACCUGAUGAGUUCUAUGAGGGAAUCACAUUUGAGCAUUUCCUCAAGUUGCUGAAUGGCUUUGAGAUUGAAUCGAGAAUGUACGUUCGCUUUUUGAACAUGGACACAACAACCUUGUGUAAGUGAGGCUGGUACAAUAAACUAUGCAGUGACUCUGGGAAAACUCUGAAGACGCAUGAUUAUAGUUUCACUAUCUGUUGUUUCCAGUUUGUCGCUUGCACUGAAUAAUAUGCCUUAUUCAUGUUUGAAUAACUAUGCAAAUGAAAACAUGUAUACUGUAGAUGUAGUAGAAUUAGCUUAUUUGAUGGGACGCAAUAAUAUGAGAUAACCAGUCAAAUAACAAUAUGCGUGUUAGUAGUUGGACAAAGCAAUAGUCAAAUAUCCAUGUCUUCGGUAGCAGACAAUGCAUGCAGAUAUUGAUACUUGUAGAACCUUUACAAAUUUCAAUGCCAUAAAUCAAUAAUGUUUAAUUAUCAGGGAUAUAAAGGUUUAUCUUACAAUAUAUCUAGAUGGCUGUAAUAAUAGCAGUACAUUUGAUAUGCCUUUUAUUCAAAUUACAAAAAUGACAAUUGGUGCAUGCUCUGCACACUACAUUUGCAUAAUGAAGCCGGAUGAAACUGAUCUGACUUCAGUUCCUGGUGUGUCGUUUUGAUAAAAAGGAAAUGAGAGUGCUGUCAUGCAAAAAAAAAGCUGUAUCUUAUCAGUCUUCCUUCAGAAGAACUGAUAAGAUACUUCCUAAGAAAGAUUGGUGAGGUGAAUCAGUCAACCCUUAUACUGCUCAUACUACUGUCACAAAUACUUUAUCCUCAUCAUUACCGGUUUAUUCUGUUAAAUGUAUACUAACACUUUAUUUUUCAAUAUUGUAUUGAAUAAUGAUAGAUGGUCUAGAAUGUCCAAAGAGGCCCAUCAACACUUCUGACGCACUUCAUUCUUCUAUUCAGUCAUGGGUGUAUGCUGCCCCCUACAGGUCAAAACAUGUAGAGGAUGUUAAAUGAUAAUGAACCUGCUGCACCUGAUUCAUGGAGAUAUUUACACUUAAUUUCUAUAGUUAUUUUCUUAGUACUUCAUAUAAUGAAAAUAAUGUGUAAUGCAGUGCUUUUACACAUGGUACAUGCUUGGUUAUUGUUUUGCAGGUGCACCACACCUUGUAGGUGUAAACCUACUUGGCUAUUAAAAGAUUCUGAUUCUGAUUCAUUAAUUGAAAGAUUUGAUGUGUUGCUUUUACAGUCUGUGUCAUUGUAUCGUUCAGGCUUUUACUUUGUAAAGCUGUCCAUAUUUUGCAAUAAAAUACAACAUAUGUGGAAUGGUG
This is a messenger RNA of Cyclopterus lumpus (lumpfish), 2019 nucleotides long. It is a transcript of the gene tescb, whose product is annotated as tescalcin b. The coding region runs from base 186 to 836 and encodes 216 amino acids. Lineage: Eukaryota; Metazoa; Chordata; Actinopteri; Perciformes; Cyclopteridae. Gene Ontology annotation, molecular function: calcium ion binding. The record is from RefSeq and is a predicted model, not a curated record. The transcript is spliced from 8 exons.